AUGGAGCUCGGGGGAGCCAUGACCAUAUUCCUGGCUCUCUGCCUCUCCUGCCUGCUUCUCCUUUCGGCAUGGAAGAAAAUGCACAAGGGAGGGAAGCUGCCCCCAGGGCCGACCCCUCUGCCCUUCCUCGGCAACCUGCUGCAGCUGAAGACCGACGAGACUUUCAAGUCGUUCAUGGCUCUGCGGGAGAAGUACGGCCCGGUGUUCACGGUGUACCUGGGCCCGCGGCGGGUGGUGGUGCUGUGCGGGCACGAGGCCGUGAAGGAAGCCUUGGUGGAUCACGCUGAGGAGUUCAGCGGCAGAGGGGAGCUGGCGUCCAUCGACCGGAAUUUCAAGGGCUUCGGGGUGGCUUUGGCCAACGGGGAGCGGUGGCGGCAGCUGCGCCGGUUCUCCCUCACCGCGCUGCGGAACUUCGGCAUGGGGAAGCGAUCCAUCGAGGAGCGGAUCCAGGAGGAGGCCCAGUACCUGCUGGAGGAGUUCAGGAAAACCAGAGGUUUGCCCUUUGACCCGAUCUUCUUCCUGAGCCGCACGGUCUCCAACGUCAUCAGCGCCGUCGUCUUCGGGAGCCGCUUCGACUACGAGGACAAGACGUUCCUGUCCCUGCUGCGCAUGAUCAACGAAACUCUGGGGCGAUUGGUGAACUCGGUGUCUGCCCCCCUGCAGCUCUACGACAUGUACUCCUGCGUCAUGCAGUACCUGCCCGGGCGCCACCACCGCAUCUACCACCUCAUCGAGGACCUCAAGGCCUUCAUCGCCGAGCGGGUGAAGAUCAACCAGGCCUCGCUCGACCCCAAUGCCCCGCGGGAUUUCAUUGACUGCUUCCUCAUCCAGAUGGAAAAGGAAAAGAAGAACCCCAACAGUGAGUUCAACACCAAGAACUUGGUGCUCACCACGCUCAACUUGUUCUUCGCCGGCACAGAGACCGUCAGCUCCACCCUGAGAUACGGGUUCCUCUUCCUCAUGAAGUACCCGGAAGUCGAAGAAAAGGUGCACCAGGAAAUCGACCAUGUCAUCGGCCGCAACCGCGUCCCCGCCAGCGAGGACCGGAUGAAGAUGCCCUACACAGAUGCGGUGAUCCAUGAGAUCCAGAGGGUGACGGAUAUCGUGCCCAUGGGGGUGCCACAUACGGUGAUCCGGGACACCCAGUUCCGGGGGUACACCCUCCCCAAGGGCACCAACGUAUUCCCCUUACUGGGCUCUGUCCUACGGGACACGAAAUAUUUCAGCCAUCCAGAAGAAUUCAACCCGGGGCACUUCCUGGACGAGAACGGCCGCUUUAAGAAGAACGAUGCCUUCGUGCCAUUCUCCUCAGGGAAGCGGGUGUGCCUGGGUGAGGCCAUGGCCCGCAUGGAGCUCUUUCUGUACUUCACCACCAUCUUGCAGAGCUUCUCGCUGAAAGCUCUCCUGCCCCCGAAAGACAUCGACAUCAGCCCGAAAGUGAGCGGGUUCGGGAACGUGCCCCCCACGUACGAGAUGUGCCUGGUCCCUCGCUGA
Gopherus evgoodei (Goodes thornscrub tortoise) is the source of this 1494-nucleotide messenger RNA. Its product is annotated as cytochrome P450 2G1-like. Gene Ontology annotation, cellular component: intracellular membrane-bounded organelle; cytoplasm. Bases 1 to 1494 code for a protein of 497 amino acids. The transcript is spliced from 9 exons. Gene Ontology annotation, molecular function: oxidoreductase activity, acting on paired donors, with incorporation or reduction of molecular oxygen, reduced flavin or flavoprotein as one donor, and incorporation of one atom of oxygen; heme binding; iron ion binding. Gene Ontology annotation, biological process: xenobiotic metabolic process. NCBI's taxonomy places the organism in Eukaryota, Metazoa, Chordata, Testudines, Testudinidae. The record is from RefSeq and is a predicted model, not a curated record.